Saccostrea cuccullata (small rock oyster) is the source of this 555-nucleotide messenger RNA. RefSeq names its product glutaredoxin-2, mitochondrial-like. Gene Ontology annotation, molecular function: protein-disulfide reductase activity. Gene Ontology annotation, cellular component: mitochondrion. The transcript is spliced from 3 exons. The record is from RefSeq and is a predicted model, not a curated record. Bases 62 to 433 code for a protein of 123 amino acids. NCBI's taxonomy places the organism in Eukaryota, Metazoa, Mollusca, Bivalvia, Ostreida, Ostreidae.
GUUUUACGUACAAUUGUCAUAAAUUCAAACUGAAAGUAGACGUUAAAAAAUUGCGUAAGUAAUGGGAUUAAAUUCUUCACGUCUGCCAACAACGUUAUCUCACCCUCAAGCCAAGUUAGUUCAGCAAGCCAUCUCACAAAACUGUGUGGUUAUCUUCUCCAAGACAACAUGCCCUUUUUGUGUGCAGACCAAGGAGAUCUUCAGAAACCUUGGGAUACCCUACGAAGCCAUGGAGCUGAACCAUCAUCCUGAGGGUCCACAUAUACAGAACUACCUGGCAGAUAUCACACAGGCUAGAACGGUACCCAGAGUUUUUAUCAAUGGAACCUGUAUUGGUGGGGCAAGUGAAACAAAGUCUCUUCAUAAAUCAGGACAACUCCUAGAACUAGUGAGCAAGUGCCAUACCCAUCAAGUGGAACAAGUUAGGAAAUGAUUUUUACAGACUAGUUAAUUCAUUUUGUUGAAUAUUUAUAUACAUAUAUAUUGUUGUAAUUUGUAUAAUUUUUUAUAGCUCUUGCAAGAUGAAAAUAAACAUAUGAAAUAAAAGCAUCUUGA